Messenger RNA from Gorilla gorilla gorilla (western lowland gorilla), 1069 nucleotides. RefSeq lists its product as uncharacterized. The transcript has 2 exons. The record is from RefSeq and is a predicted model, not a curated record. NCBI's taxonomy places the organism in Eukaryota, Metazoa, Chordata, Mammalia, Primates, Hominidae. Bases 1 to 384 code for a protein of 127 amino acids.
AUGGAGGAUCAGAUUUCAAGAUGGCGCCAGCGGCUUCGCGUCUGCGGCCUCCACAAGGCUCCUCUGGGAGCUGUAGUCCGGUCAGCGGGCUUCCGGCUCUGCGCAUGCGAGGUAGCCAGCGCGACCCUCGCCCCAAAUCCGGUUGCACACCUGGCUCACGGCGAGUGCGGAGCAGAAAGCACUACUGGCGCGGGCCACAGCCAGCCGCUUUCAUCUGCUAAGACCUCACCUGAAAGGCGCACCAGUGCCCUCAAGGAUCCUCCCGCCUCUGCAGGAUGUCGAGGCUCCUCCUCGCGGGGAGGAGAAAGCCGAAUCCCCUCCCUGCAUUCUCGGACAGUGCCACGUCCUCCGGCUGCCAGCGGGGCAGCGCCGCUAGGUAUGUGAGCUUCAAAGUUGGAAGAAAUUAAGCAACAUGCUUUGGAAUCUAUGGUGAUCUAUAGAAAGGCAAAGUUUCUGGACUCACCCUGACUGAUGGAAAGACAGACUGCCUGCCAGGACACUACUCUGCUGUACCCAGUCUUAAGUAUAAUAAAGAUCUCAUUUUUUACUGUCAAUGCAAGCCACAUUUUCCUAUUAGGAAAAUGUGAAUGAAACAAAGUGCUCUUCAAGAGCAAACCCUGAAUUAUACUUCGGGUUAUUCUCUGCUCCUCAAAAGGAUUUUGCAUCUAACUGAUAGUCUCCAAAUUGUAAUGACAGUAUAUAGAUAGCUUGGUGUAGACAUACAGGUCAAUACAAAUGGAGAAAAGGCAAUUUGCCAUUGAAGAAUAUGUUUGCUUUAAGUAAAGAUCAAUAUACUAAGAAAGCUAUACAUAUCUAGACUUCCAAAAACAGAUGGGAAUAAACCACUCAGCAAUCAGAAUAUUUGAAGAUGGCACUCUGUUCACUUCCAGAGAAAAUAGUUCAAAACUGUAUCUCAAAGUGGAUAUAAGCUAUUGUACUAGAAUUAGUCCCUGUAUGAGCAUUUGGCAUUAUAAAAUAAGAUGUUCCCAAUGAAAAGAUCACUGGUAUGUAAAUAAUAAAACUUGAAAAUAAAAAUUUAAAAAUAAAACAAAAAUUACGUGAUAAUAAA